Messenger RNA from Pseudonaja textilis, 2428 nucleotides. RefSeq names its product acidic mammalian chitinase-like. Gene Ontology annotation, biological process: chitin catabolic process; carbohydrate metabolic process. The record is from RefSeq and is a predicted model, not a curated record. Gene Ontology annotation, molecular function: chitin binding; chitinase activity. Gene Ontology annotation, cellular component: extracellular region. NCBI's taxonomy places the organism in Eukaryota, Metazoa, Chordata, Lepidosauria, Squamata, Elapidae.
AGAUAGGAGAAGUUCCUUCCUUUCCAGAACUUUGCAGAUGGGCAGAAGCAUAACAGAGACAGUCAGGCUGUUUCAAUUGCAACGAUUUUCUCAAGCUAAUAGGUGCAGGUGUCCAAAUGGGGAAUCCAAAACUUUGGGCCGGUUUCAUUGUUCUGCUGAAUCUGCAGCUUGGUUCUACCUACAAACUUGUUUGUUAUGUCACCAACUGGGCUCAGUAUAGGAAAGAACCGGCCAUGUUCACCCCAGAUAACAUAGAUCCAUUUCUGUGCACCCACUUGAUUUUUGCUUUUGCGGAUAUGGACAACAAUCAAAUUACAACUAGAGAAUGGAAUGAUGAAACACUUUACAGAAAACUCAAUGCCCUAAAGGAAAGAAAUAACAAUUUACUCACAUUGCUGGCUGUUGGAGGGGGAACAUUUAAUAACCAAAAAUUUACUACAAUGGUAUCAUCUUCAGCAAAUCGCCAGACAUUCAUCUCAUCAGUUAUACCUUUUCUCCGUGAGCGUGGAUUUGAUGGUCUGGAUCUGGAUUGGGAAUAUCCAGGGUCCAAAGGUAGCCCUCCAGAGGACAAACAUCUCUUUACCAUUUUGAUUCAGGAACUAUCAGCAGGCUUUAGGGAGGAGAGUGAACAAACUGGAAAGCCACGGCUCCUGCUUUCAGCAGCUGUAUCUGCAAGCAAAACAACCAUAGAUGCUGCAUAUGAAGUGCCUGCACUAGGGAAGAAUCUUGAUUUUAUCAAUGUGAUGACUUAUGAUUUCCAUGGAAGUUGGGCUUCAGUGACAGGACACAACAGCCCAUUGCAUCAAGGUUUAGUAGUCUACGAUCCAGUUCCCUUCUACAAUUGUGAGUAUGCAAUGAAGUACUGGAAUGAUAGUGGAGCACCAUCUGAAAAACUGAUGAUGGGGUAUCCAACUUAUGCACGUACUUUUAGACUUUCUAGUACAAACACUAAUGUUGGUGCUCCAGCCUCUGGUGGAGGCAGUCCUGGUGUCUACACUAAACAUUCUGGUAUCCUGGCAUAUUAUGAGGUUUGUGCAUUCUUACAAGGAGCUAGCAAAGCAUGGAUUAAAGAACAGAAGGUUCCAUAUGCUUUCAAAAAUGGAGAAUGGGUUGCAUAUGAUGAUGAAAAAAGUUUUCAGUUUAAAACUGAGUUUUUGAAGAGGAAAGAGUAUGGAGGAGCCAUGGUCUGGACUCUUGGUCUGGAUGACUUCUCUGGCAAUUUCUGUGGUCAAGGAAUCAACCCCCUUGUGAAUAAACUAAAGAGUGUUCUAAUGAACUGAGGUCUCUGCAAGAAGAAUGGAGAGCCUACCUCAUCCUCAUCUACAUAUAUCCCUGAAUUAUUUCUUGAUCAUAAAUACUUCGUAGGAUAUAACAUAGAGUGAUUUAUGUAACUAAAUAAGCAGUGUCAAAUUUUAAUAUUCAAAAUCCCAAAUUAUUGUUGAAAAUGUACUGUUGGGAAAAUAGUGGUAUCUUUCUAUAGCUACUUCUAAUAUCAAAUUUAUUUUCUGAAUUUUAUGAUAAUAUUAGCAAAAAUUAAAUGUGGUGCAUGCUUCGUUACCCAACCUGAAAGAAAUAAAAUAACAUUCAAUGGAAGACUAACAAGUCGUCUAUUUUUUCCUGUUCAGGUAAUGUAUUUCUUUGAAAAAAAUAUUAAUAAAUCAAUGACUCAAUCAGUUGCUAAGUUUCUUUUACUGUAAUAUGUUUGCAGAUGUUUGGUUAUUAACAGUAAAUUACCAAUUACUUCAAUAAGUGGAUGACUGGAUAGAGAGAGGCAGGAUUUAUGCUGUAAAGAUGUUUUCCUAGUGUGGUAUAUUUUACAAAAUUUGAACCAAAGUAUCCUUGAUGAAUGGGCAAGGGUUAUGAGAAUUACAUAAUCAAUAUCUAAAACACACUAGAAUGGGAAGGCUACUGUAGGAUUGAAACUGAAAUUUGGCAAUCUAUAAAUUAUUUCUAUUUUGUACAAGUGGUUUUGUAUACCUUCUAAUCUAAAGCUGCUGGUUUACAAGACACACAAUGGAUUCCAUAAGGCUUUAUAUGAAACUUCUAAAUGAAAUCUAAUUUUUUGAGAAAUCAAGCAUAAGAGGAACUUAAAGAAAACUUUUUAUACAAUGGUGUGCAGAAAAGUACUUAGGUAUCCUGCUACAUCAGCAGAGCAAUUGUCUGCUAUGACAGUUUGGUAUAUUAUCUCAUAAAACUGACUAGAAAUUGUAAUACGUUUUAUUUUAUUACUCAUGUGUUUUCUCUCAUACUGCAGAGUACAGAAGGUAAAAGUUUGCAUGGUACAAAUCUAGUUCCUAACUAUAAAAGCUACAGCUCAAUUCAGGUUGAGUGAAAAGCAUCCUACAAGAAUUUAGCAUAGAAGUCUUUCCUCAAAUGGGAAAUCUCUGUUUCUUGUUCAGUAUUAAUUAAGUUUGUUUUCUCUGCAGCA